Molecule: messenger RNA, 2724 nt
Organism: Dissoconium aciculare CBS 342.82
Lineage: Eukaryota; Fungi; Ascomycota; Dothideomycetes; Mycosphaerellales; Dissoconiaceae
Exons: 3
Coding region: 1-2724 (907 amino acids)
Biological process (GO): deoxyribonucleotide biosynthetic process; DNA replication
Cellular component (GO): ribonucleoside-diphosphate reductase complex
Molecular function (GO): ATP binding; ribonucleoside-diphosphate reductase activity, thioredoxin disulfide as acceptor
Source: RefSeq, a predicted model, not a curated record
AUGUACGUUCUCAAGAGAGAUGGACGCAAGGAGCGUGUGCAGUUCGACAAGAUCACUGCUCGAGUCUCAAGGCUGUGUUACGGCCUCGACUCGGAGCAUGUCGACCCCUUGGCAAUCACCAUGAAGGUCAUCAACGGAGUGUACCAGGGUGUGACAACAAUCCAACUCGAUGACUUGGCUGCUGAGACUGCGGCAUACAUGACCGUCACUCACCCCGACUAUGCUAUUCUUGCCGCACGAAUCGCCGUAUCGAACUUGCACAAACAAACCAAGAAGCAAUUCUCGGCUGUCGUCCAGGAUCUCUACCAAUACAUCAACCCAAAGACCAAAAAGUCGGCACCAAUGAUCUCAGACUACACAUACGACGUGGUCAUGAAACACGCCGACGAGCUAAACUCGGCCAUUGUGUAUGACCGUGACUUUCAAUACCAAUACUUUGGUUUCAAGACGUUGGAGAGGUCAUACUUGCUCCGGAUCGAUGGCAAGGUCGCUGAGCGCCCGCAGCACAUGAUAAUGCGUGUUGCUGUUGGCAUCCAUGGAGAAGAUAUCGAGGCGGCCAUCGAGACUUACAACUACAUGUCCAACAAAUACUUCACACACGCCUCCCCAACGCUGUUCAGCGCUGGAACCCCUCAAGCUCAAUUGGCAUCUUGCUUCCUCAUUGACAUGAAAGAUGACAGCAUUGACGGCAUCUAUGAUACGCUCAAGACGUGCGCUAUGAUCUCCAAGAAUGCCGGUGGUAUUGGGCUCAAUGUUCACCGCAUUCGUGCUACUGGGGCAUACAUCGCCGGCACAAACGGGACGUCCAAUGGUCUUGUGCCUAUGCUUCGGGUUUUCAAUAACACCGCUCGCUACGUCGACCAGGGUGGCAACAAGCGCCCUGGCGCCUUUGCCAUCUACCUUGAGCCGUGGCACGCUGAUGUUAUUUCGUUCCUCGAUCUCCGCAAGAACCACGGCAAGGAGGAGGUGCGGGCACGCGACCUCUUCUACGCAUUAUGGAUCCCCGACCUCUUCAUGAAGCGUGUCGAGGCUAACGCAGAAUGGACUCUCAUGUGUCCUCACGAGUGCCCUGGCCUCGCUGACGUGUACGGCGAAGAGUUCGAGGAGCUGUAUGAGCGUUACGAGAAAGAGGGACGUGGACGCGAGACGGUGCGCGCCCAGAAGGUCUGGUACGCCAUUCUUGAGGCACAGACCGAGACUGGUAAUCCAUUCAUGCUGUACAAGGAUGCCUGCAACCGCAAGAGCAACCAGAAGAACCUCGGUGUUAUCAAGAGCUCCAACUUGUGCACUGAAAUCAUCGAGUACACCGCCCCGGAUGAAGUUGCCGUGUGCAACUUGGCUUCAUUGGCCCUGCCUUCCUACGUGGAUGUCGACGCCGAGAUCUUCGACUUCAAGAAGCUGCACGAGGUCACCAAAGUUGUCACCCGCAAUUUGAACAAGAUUAUCAACAUCAACCACUACCCUGUCCCUGAGGCAAAGAAGAGCAACUUCCGUCACCGCCCUAUCGGACUAGGCGUGAAUGGUCUCGCUGAUGCUUUCCUGGCUUUGCGUCUCCCGUUUGACUCGCCCGAAGCACGCGAGCUCAACAAGCAAAUCUUCGAGACAAUCUAUCACGCCGCCCUUGAAUCUUCGUGCGAGAUUGCGAAAGAGCUUGGGCCAUACGAAACAUACGAGGGUUGUCCCGUGUCGAAAGGCGAGCUUCAAUACGACAUGUGGGGUGUCACGCCCUCUGACCUGUGGGACUGGGACACACUCAAGGCCAAGAUUGCCCAGUAUGGUGUUCGGAACUCAUUGCUCGUGGCACCAAUGCCCACAGCCUCAACAUCGCAAAUCAUGGGCUUCAACGAGUGCUUCGAGCCAUACACUAGCAACAUCUACUCACGACGUGUUCUCGCUGGCGAAUUCCAAGUCGUCAACCCAUGGCUGCUGCGAGACCUUGUUGAGCGUGGUCUUUGGUCAGAUAACAUGAAGAAUCGUAUCAUCGCAGAUGGUGGCUCGAUCCAGCGCAUCCCAAACAUCUCUGACGACCUCAAGGCUCUUUACAAGACGGUGUGGGAGAUCAGCCAGAAGCACAUUGUGCAGAUGGCAGCUGACCGAGGUGCAUUCAUCGAUCAGUCGCAGAGCUUGAACAUUCACAUGAAGGAGCCCACAAUGGGUAAGAUCACGAGCAUGCACUUCACUGGUUGGAAGCUUGGACUCAAGACCGGCAUGUACUAUCUCCGCACCAUGGCCGCCUCUGCUCCUAUUCAAUUCACAGUGGACCAAGAGCAGCUUAAGGUUGCAGACACCAAUGUCGCCAGAGCUGUGGGCGCCAAGAAGCGCAGCGCUGGAGCAUACAGCUCUGUCAACUCCCCUAAGCCGUCGGUUGCAGUGCAGAACGCUUCCGAAACCACUGUCCCUGAAGAUCUCGUCACUCCGGCAGCAACAGCGCCACCGAAGCCUGAGCGCCAAGCUCGUAAGCUUGGUAGAACCGCGUCUGCUGUGGUCAACCCGCCAUUCAAGGCCGACCAAGAGGAGGGCGAAUCACCCGAGGUGCUCGCAGCUGACGGUACCACUGCUGUGCCCAGAGGCGACGCUCUUCCCGAGCCCGCCAUCAAAAAGGAAUCAAACCAGGAAGAAGACGCCGAGGAGUCUAGCAAGGACCGCGAGGGGGACAUCUAUGCCGAAGCAGCUCUCGCCUGCAGUAUCGAGAACCCAGAAUCGUGCAUCAUGUGCAGUGGUUGA